UCUGCAGCUCGCAUAUCCGCAGGCACCCGGCCGGCUCAGCCUGCGCCGGGCCGCCUUGCUAGCUCCGGGCUCGGCAGGCGGCCCGUGGGGUCCCGGAUCGCUGCGCCCACAGCUGGAAACCCAGGCAGGCGCUGACCUGAGGCCCGGAGGCCCGCAAGACCUUCGGUCAUUUUUAGGGGAGGAAAUGCAGGCGUAGAAGGUACUGACCCCAGAAGCGGACCGGAUCAGGAGGUUCCUGCUCGCCUGUGGUGUGACACCUUUACAAGCACUUUAUGGUAGCCCUCGGACCCCUCCACACCACGGUUCCACGCAGCUCCUGAACCAUGGGAGAAAAUGAGGAUGAGAAACAGGCCCAGGCCAGCCAGGUCUUUGAGAACUUUGUGCAAGCUACCACAUGCAAAGGCACCCUCCAGGCCUUCAACGUCCUCACCUGCCUCCUGGACCUAGAUCCGCUGGACCAUAGAAACUUCUACUCUCAGCUCAAGUCCAAGGUGAACACCUGGAAGGCCAAGGCCCUCUGGCACAAGCUGGAUAAGCGUGGCGCCCACAAGGAGUACAAGCGAGGGAAAGCCUGCAUGAACACCAAGUGUCUCAUUGUCGGAGGAGGACCAUGUGGCUUGCGCACUGCCAUUGAACUUGCCUACCUGGGAGCCAAAGUGGUUGUGGUAGAGAAGAGAGACACCUUUUCCCGGAACAACGUCCUGCACCUCUGGCCCUUCACCAUCCACGACCUGCGGGGCCUAGGAGCCAAGAAGUUCUAUGGGAAAUUCUGUGCCGGCUCCAUCGACCACAUCAGUAUCCGUCAGCUACAGCUUAUCCUGUUCAAGGUGGCCCUGAUGCUGGGAGUGGAAAUCCAUGUGAACGUGGAAUUCGUGAGGGUUCUAGAGCCUCCUGAAGACCAAGAAAAUCAAAAAGUCGGCUGGCGGGCAGAAUUCCUCCCUGCAGACCACGCCCUGUCUGACUUUGAGUUUGACGUCAUCGUUGGUGCCGACGGCAAUAGGAACACACUGGAAGGGUUCAGGAGGAAGGAGUUCCGGGGGAAGCUAGCCAUCGCCAUCACUGCCAACUUCAUAAAUAGGAACAGCACGGCCGAGGCCAAGGUGGAGGAGAUCAGUGGCGUGGCCUUCAUCUUCAACCAGAAGUUCUUUCAGGACCUUAAGGAAGAAACAGGGAUUGAUCUCGAGAACAUUGUCUACUACAAGGACUCUACGCACUACUUUGUCAUGACAGCCAAGAAGCAGAGCCUGCUGGACAAAGGAGUCAUCAUUAAUGACUACAUUGACACAGAGAUGCUCCUGUGCACAGAGAACGUGAACCAGGAAAAACUGCUCUCCUAUGCCCGUGAAGCCGCGGAUUUUGCCACCAAUUACCAGCUGCCAUCCUUAGACUUUGCCAUAAAUCACAACGGGCAGCCUGAUGUGGCCAUGUUCGACUUCACCUCCAUGUAUGCCUCAGAGAACGCAGCCCUGAUGCGUGAGCGCCAGGCACACCAGCUGCUCGUGGCCCUUGUGGGCGACAGCUUGCUUGAGCCGUUUUGGCCCAUGGGCACAGGCUGUGCCCGGGGCUUCCUGGCAGCCUUUGACACGGCAUGGAUGGUGAAGAGCUGGGACCAGGGCACCUCUCCCCUGGAGGUGCUGGCUGAAAGAGAAAGUCUUUACCGACUGUUACCUCAGACAACCCCAGAGAACAUCAACAAAAAUUUUGAACAAUACACAUUGGACCCAGCAACACGGUACCCAAACCUCAACUUGCACUGCGUCAGGCCUCACCAGGUGAAGCAUUUGUACAUCACUAAAGAACUGGACCGCUUCCCUCCCGAGAGAUGGGGCUCAGUGAGGAGAUCCGUUAGCCUCUCCAGGCGGGAGUCAGACAUCCGGCCUAACAAGCUCCUAACCUGGUGCCAGCAGCAGACCGAGGGUUACCAGCACGUCCGUGUCACCGACCUGACCACAUCCUGGCGCAGUGGCCUGGCCCUGUGUGCCAUCAUCCACCGCUUCCGGCCAGAGCUGAUCAACUUUGACUCGCUGAAUGAAGAUGACGCCGUGGAGAACAAUCAGCUGGCAUUUGAUGUGGCCAAGCGCGAGUUUGGGAUCCUGCCUAUGACUACCGGCAAAGAGAUGGCAUCUACUGAGGAGCCCGACAAGCUCAGCAUGGUCAUGUACCUCUCCAAGUUCUAUGAGCUCUUCCGGGGCACUCCACUAAGACCAAUGGAUUCCUGGCGUAAAAACUAUAGAGAAAAUACUGACUUCGAUUUGGGCAAAUCACUCAUUCCUAAUAACUAUCUCAACCUCACAUUUCCCAGGAAGAGGACCCCACGGGUAGACACCCAGACCGAGGAGAGUGACAUGAACAAGAGGAGGCGUCAGGGCGUCAACAGCCUGGAAGAGCUGCCAGUUUUCUCCAGCCGUAGCUUGGGCUCCAGUCAAGAGUGUGCUAGAGAAGGCGGCAAUCAGAACAAAGUCAAGUCCAUGGCCAGUCAGCUGCUGGCCAAGUUUGAGGAGAACACACGGAACCCUGCAGCCCAGAAACAGGACUGCCACCGGGUCUCGGGCAUAGGUAAGCCUGUCUUAUGCUCUGCCUCUCGCCCUCCUGCUACCCCUCACUGCCCCAAGCUGGAGGACUCCACUCCAAGGCUUCCACCUCCUCUGAAAAGGCAGUUCUCCUCCGUGGUGGCUACAGGACAGGUGCUCAGAGAACUCAAUCAAGUACCUGCUAGCGGCGAGUGCCCAAGCAGACCCUGGAGAGCCAGGGCCAAGUCAGACCUGCAACUGGGUGGGGCUGAAAAUCUCGCCACUCUGCCUCCCACCUGCCAAGGGGCACUGGCCCUGUCCGGGGUGCUGCGGCGGCUGCAGCAAGUAGAAGAAAAGGUUCUUCAGAAGAGGGCCCAGAACUUGGCUAACAGGGAAUUUCACAAAAAGAACAUUAAGGAGAAGGCAGCUCACCUGGCCUCCAUGUUUGGACACGGGGAUUUCCCACAGGAUAAACUCCUGUCUAAGCGUCUGCCUCACGCUCCUCCUCCAUCUCCUCCCUCUGGCCUUCCAUCUCCUGAUCCAGCUGCUCCUUCCUCUCCACCAGCUGCCGACUCUGUCUCUCCUGCCAGAAAGGUAAAACAGCACCCCGUCGCUUUCCAUUUUCUACCUUCUCAUCACAGGACGUUAGCCCCAGAUCUGACAGUAGGGAAAGUGUCCAGUGGAAUAGGGGCCGCGGCUGAAGUGCUGGCCAAUCUGUACUUGAAUGACCACAGACCUAAGACACAGGCCACCUCUCCAGACCUGGAAUCUGUGCGAAAGGCAUUUCCCCUGAGCCUGGGCGGCAGUGACACCUGCUACUUCUGUAAGAAGCGUGUGUUUGUGAUGGAGCGGCUGAGUGCCGAGGGUCACUUUUUCCACCGCGAGUGCUUCCGGUGCAGCGUCUGCACCACUACCUUGCGCCUGGCUGCCUAUGCCUUUGACUGCGAUGAAGGCAAAUUUUACUGCAAGCCCCAUUUCAUUCAUUGUAAAACCAACAGCAAACAACGGAAGAGACGGGCAGAGCUGAAGCAGCCAAGAGAGGAGGAAGGGACAUGGCAGGAGCAGGAAGCCCCUCGGAGGGACACUCCCGCGGAGAGCUCUUGCGCAGUGGCGGCCAUCAGCACGCCAGAAGGCAGCCCUCCAGAUGAGCCCAUCUCCCCCAAGAAGCCAAAGAGUGUCCCUGAGCCCACACCCAGAGACACGGACGCUGAAGUCACCUCUUCCCAACCCUCCGAAUGGACUUCAGUGAGGAUCGGUCCGGGAGAGGAUGCAGUCGGACAGGAUGUGCUGGCCGUGCGGGUCCUGGUCACCAGUGAGGACAGCAGCUCUGAUACAGAAUCUGACUAUGGUGGCAUCAGAGUGCCCUGUGCAAAGGCCUGCGAAGAAAGGCCCCAGCUUCCAGCAUCUCCACCUCCUUCAAAGCCCCCGGCCCGGCACUUUUCCCUGCGGGAGCCCCUGACUAAAUCAGCCUCUCUGCUAUACCACGAGGAGCCACUAGCUCUGCCUGCGCUGCAAAGGACCUACAGCCUCCAGUCGCCAACUCCAAGCAAAUACCAGAGCUGGGGAAGAAAAUUCCAGUCCUAUUCAACACCCAUGACCAGAAGAGCAUCACUGCCUCCCAAGGAGUCUCCUCCUCCUUCGUCUUUAUCUUCUUCGUCUUCCCUGCCGUCUUCCUUUUCUUCAAUUAGUGUACCUGAGCGCACUUCAGAUAAUUCCUCCUCUCCUCAGGUGCCAGCUUAUGACCUCCACUCCCUACCCAUCUCCAGAGGUAAUUUUAGCCCCACUCCGCUCUACCUAAGACGUGCCAGGGCUCAAGGGAUCUCGAAGGAAAUUCCUCUCUAUCUGCCUCAUAGCCCCGUGCUGGAGAGCACAGGCCUGGUGAGCCCUAGUGGAGAAGACCUCAGCAGCCCUGGCAAGACGGCUUCAGAGGACUGCCGGGAAACCUGGGCUCCUCCUGGGAGCACCAAAAGCAUGCAUCCCAUCGCAGGGAAGGACCAGUGUUUGUCCAAUCAAAACCUAACUCUUGAAACUGCAAGGAACCCAAGAGAAGUGAGUGAGGGACCCAGGAGGGAACAGACAGGUGGCCCAGGGCUGUCUGCAGAAAAGAAGCUGGGUUUGAAGAAAAUAACCCUCACACAGGAGCAGAAGAGCAAGUUACUAGACUGGAAUGACCCCACCCCUGAGCACAGGGCUGGGGAGCGACUCUCCCAAGAAAGAGCUGAAAACGGAAGAGGUCAUACCCCGAAACCAUUCUGCUCCUCUACCCUCCCUCAGGCGAUGAAAGAGAAGCUGCUAUCCCAGACAGGGGCCCAGGAGGAAGUAUGCACCCCAGCUGGCAAGUCGCCUCGGGAGCGAGAACAGCCUCCACCCAAGUCUCCCCUGAAAUACAUAGCAAAUGCCAUCCGAAAGUCUCUGCACCUCAGUUCUGAAGGUGGAAAGAAGGCCUGCCCUAAGCCAGAGUCAAAUACCUUGCCUCGGGGCCAACCACAUGGCUUCACUCGCUCCUUUAGUUUUCGGAAACCCAGCUCCAAUAAAGACAAAGACCAGCAGUCUCCAGUGAGACACAUGGCUAAGAGGGCUUCAGCCUUCUUUUCUCUGGCUUCUCCAACUUCUAAGGCUACCCCGGCCUCAGACCUUAGCCUUCCUGACCCUAUCCUCCGCUCCCGGAGUUUGCCCACUCGUCCGUCCAAGACGUUCUCUGCAACCACAUCCCCACCACCCCACGGCAAGAUUGAGGAUGUCCCCACCCUCCUGGAGAAAGUGAGUUUGCAGGAUGCCACCCACGUUCCAAAGAAACGAGCCUCGCGUAUUUCCUCCCUUGGCCUCAAAGAUAAAUCCUUUGAGAGUUUUCUCCAGGAAUGCAAGCAAAGAAAAGACGUUGGGGAUUUCUUUAGCAGCCCCAAGGAGAAGGGGCCACCCGGGAACAGAGUCCCAUCCUUGGAGAAGCUGGUAGAGCCUUUUGGCAGCACCUCGCUGAGGCAGGUGGCGCAUCUUCCUUCUCCAGGGCAGGAUGCACGCCUUGGAGCUCCAGUGACAGAGGCCACCUCUUCUCCCCCGUCUCCCGCCUCCUCCUCUGCAGAGGAAGAUGCUGGCUCCCAGUCUUCCUCACGGCUAAAGGAGAAGAUACCCAGAAGAAGAAGGAAGCUGGAGAAGCAGAUGGUUAAGCAAGAAGAAUUGAAAAGACUCCAUAAGGCUCAGGCCAUCCAGAGGCAGCUAGAGGAGGUGGAAGAGCGGCAGAGGAUCUCGGAGAUCCAGGGUGUGAGGCUGGAGAAGGUGCUCAGAGGAGAAGCAGAUUCAGGGACACAGGACGAAGCCCAGCUUUUGCAGGAAUGGUUUAAGCUGGUUCUGGAGAAGAAUAAAUUAAUGCGCUAUGAGUCGGAGCUACUGAUCAUGGCCCAGGAGCUAGAACUAGAAGAUCACCAAAGGAGACUGGAGCAGAAGCUACGACAGAAGAUGCUCAAGGAUGAGGGCCAGAAAGAUGAGAAUGAUCAAAAGGAGGAGCAAGAAAUAUUCAAGCAGAUGAUUCAGGUGAUUGAGCAAAGAAACAAGCUUGUGGAUUCUCUGGAGGAACAGCGUGUCAAGGAAAGAACCCAAGACCAACAUUUUGAAAACUUCGUUCUUUCCAGAGGCUGUCAACUCAGCAGGACUUAGGUGCUCCUCCCCCACUGAAGCCAGAGAACCAAGAGCGCCACCCUUUCUCACCCAGGCACUUAAUUUAGAAAGGAAGAAAGGAAAUUAAACGCCUCUCAUAUGAGUUCUGUGUGGUAGUUCAUAUCUGUAAUCUCUGCUGAAAAAAGCUAAGGCAGGAGGUUUGCUGUGAGUUCCAGGCUAGCCUGCGUUAUACAGGGAGAUCCUGUCUCAAAAAACAAGUAUCUUUUUAUAGGUCUUAUAGCUGUUUUGGCUUCCCAAGGUUUUUUCCAAGUCUUUAAUGACCAAGUGACAAAGGCCCUUGAGCUCGGCAGUGCACAUGAGCCAGUCCUGAGAGUGGAGGUGAUCUUGGCAGCCAGCCAGCAUUGUUUGCUCCCUGGAAAGUCACACAGGCUUGACCUCCCCACUGCCUUUGUCAUUUUCCUUUAUAAUUCAUUGAGUUACAUGUUUUAAGACUUUUAAGAAAUGCCUUUUCAUUAAUACGCCCAUAUUUGUCUUUUUUGCACGGCUGACCAGUUUCCAAAUGUCAGGACACAGCAGCGGCAGUUUAAAGAUUAGCGUAAUAUUUAAAUUGUGUUUCCAGAGAAAGCAGAGAAACCCAGAGAUUACUGAUUAAAUAAAGCCAAUAACUCAUAUAGCAGGUGUUAAUUCAAUCCAGGGUGAAUUUAAUUUACCAGGUAUAUUUAUA
Messenger RNA from Alexandromys fortis (reed vole), 6846 nucleotides. It is a transcript of the gene Mical2, whose product is annotated as microtubule associated monooxygenase, calponin and LIM domain containing 2. Gene Ontology annotation, molecular function: protein binding; FAD binding. The coding region runs from base 324 to 6161 and encodes 1945 amino acids. The transcript is spliced from 40 exons. The record is from RefSeq and is a predicted model, not a curated record. NCBI's taxonomy places the organism in Eukaryota, Metazoa, Chordata, Mammalia, Rodentia, Cricetidae.